AAUGCUGGCCUUGCUCUUCGCGACGCCCGCCCUGCGGUUCACGCCCGCGGCGGUCACGCCAAAGGCCGCGGCGACGACGGCCCUCGCCGCGCGCCAGGCGGCACCGGUCAUGCAAAUGACGAUGAUGCGCGGUGAACGGCCACCGCCCUUUUUCGUUCCGCUGCCUCCAUCAGUCCACAACAGCCACCUCCCAAAUUCUGCCGCGAUUUCGCGUAAUCCCUUUUCACAACGGCACCGUCCGUUCUUCGCAGGCGGGUACGGACUCUCCCGCUCGAUGUACGCCCUUACUCUGGAGGGUACGGGUACGGCUCGAUGUCGAUGUACGGCGGCCCGCGCACGGACCUCACCGCUGAGCUCGGCCUCGGCGUCAACGGCUACUACAACGGAUACUACCCCUACUCGGGAGGCUACUACGGCGGCGGCUACGGCGGCGGCUACGGCGGCGGCUACGGCGGCAUGUACGGAGGCAUGUAUGGGUACGGCCGCGGCAUGUACGGCGGAUAUGGCGGGUACGGCGGCAUGUACGGCCGCUCGCGCGCCAUGGACCGGAUGUACUCGCGUUCGUACGGCGGCUACGGCGGUGGCUAUGGCGGCUACGGCGGGUACGGAAGGAUGGGCGGAUACGGCGGGUACGGCCGCGGCGGCUACGGCGGCUACGGCGGCUACGGCGGCUACGGCGGCUACGGCGGCUACGGCGGCUACGGCGGCUACGGCGGCUACGGGAUGAUGGGCGGCUACGGGGGCUACGGCUACGGCUGGUAGACCGCAUCGCCCUCUUUCCCUCCGGGCGGCGGGCGAGGCGCCCGAAGCCAAGCCGGGGCGCCCCGCCGCCGCCGCAAAGCAUGAUGCGGCGGGCGACAGCCGAGAGAGAAUGGGCAUGAGGGAUCUUGAGCGCAACUUGGCGCGCAUGCUGUGCGGCACUGAACCUAGCUGACUAAUCUUCGAGCCGGAACUCUCGAUCGUAGUGACGAUGUGGGUUGUGCGGGGCUCCCGUGCGGUACUCCUUUGUGCGCGCUGAGCGGCAGUGUGGCCACAGUGCGGCGUGCGAUGUAGUGAUCACUAGUGUUAGUGUUAAUGUUAGAUUAACGCGUAGAAGGGUUGGGUUAUUACU
This is a messenger RNA of Emiliania huxleyi CCMP1516, 1111 nucleotides long. RefSeq lists its product as hypothetical. The record is from RefSeq and is a predicted model, not a curated record. Lineage: Eukaryota; Haptophyta; Isochrysidales; Noelaerhabdaceae. The transcript is spliced from 9 exons. The annotation marks the transcript as partial.